CCGCUGAUGAAUAAGUAACAUUCAUUCAAAGAGGCGACAGACAGAAACAGACUCCUCUUUAAACUGUCUCUCCUCCGCAGGACCUGGAGGCUCGUCAUUCCGGUGUGGUUCGAAUUCGGCUUCGGAGGACCGGCAGGCGGCAGAAAGGUCACACUGCAGUGAUGUCAUCACUCCUCCUCCUCCUCGUCUUCUUCCUCCCCCUCCUCAUCCUCACCCCUGCCUCAGCGCUGGAGUUUCGCUACCACAACAACCAUGAGAUCGAACAGUACCUCCGCCAGAUCAACGCCUCCAACCCUGACAUCACACACCUGUACAGCAUCGGCCAGUCUGUCAGAGGUCAGCAGCUGUGGGUGUUGGCUCUGGGUCUCAGUCCUCAUCGUCACACAGUCGGCACCCCAGAGUUCAAAUAUGUGGCUAACAUGCAUGGAAACGAGGUUCUCGGCCGUGUGUUGCUGCUCCAGCUAAUCGAUGACCUGGUGCGUGGUUACCGAAACAACGAAACAUGGUCGUUGCAGUUAUUGAAUAGCACCCGCAUCCACAUCCUCCCGUCAAUGAACCCCGAUGGCUUUGAUGAUGCAGGCACACACUGCCAGUACAGCCAGGGCAGGUUCAACCAAAAUGGCAUCGAUCUGAACAGGAACUUCCCUGAUGCUUUCGCUGGUCUCCGACGGCAAUCACGGCUCGAUGAGGAGAAGAGAGAGGCAGAGGUCAGGGCUGUGAUUGGCUGGUUGAGGACUGAGAGUUUCGUCCUUUCUGCAAACCUUCACGGAGGAGCUCUGGUGGCCAGUUAUCCAUAUGACAACAGCAAUGGAGGAAGUGAGCUGGUGGGUGGGGCCAGCAUCACCCCUGAUGAUGACGUGUUUGUCCACCUGGCCAAGGUGUACUCCCACAACCACGGCUCCAUGCACCAGGGUGACAGCUGCAACGACAACGCCUUGUUCCUAGACGGCAUCACCAACGGAUACCAGUGGUAUCCUCUGUCAGGUGGGAUGCAGGACUAUAACUACGUGUGGGCUCAGUGUUUGGAGUUGACUCUGGAGGUGUCCUGCUGCAAGUUUCCUCCAGUCAGGGAGCUUCCUGCUCUGUGGACAGAGAACAAGAGGGCACUGCGGGCCUACAUCCAGCAGGUCCACCUGGGGGUCAAAGGUCGUGUGUUUGAUGCUUCAGGAGCGCCAGUGCAGAACGCAGUAGUGGAGGUCAAAGGUCGCAGGAACAUGUGUCCGUUCAGAACUGACCAAUAUGGAGAAUACUACAGACUGCUGCUACCUGGAAACUACACCUUCACAGUGACGUACCCAGGUCACGAGGUUUUAACAGAGACACUUAAUGUCCCGUAUGGUCCUGAUCAAUACUCUGCCAUGAAACACGACUUCCUGUUACAACGCACCCCAACUGACCCCACCCAAGUUAAACCCACCCAAGUUAAGCCCACUCCGACCUGUAACUACACAUUACACCUGGAGGCGGGCGGAGCCAUCACCAGGCCCACAUGGACAGGGCUUAGUGUGGGGCUUUGGUUUGUGGCGGCGCUCCGAUCCAUUACUGCCUGAAGCCACCUGGCGCUCUGGUUUUUAAAGCAACGUUUUGACGACAGGAUUUUGGCCAUCUGCGCCGAUGACAUGUCCUCCUCCCUCAGCCACCAUGGUGGUCCCUCCCCUUCUGCUACAUAGCCAAGAUGGUGACCAGGAAGUGUCCGCUGUUCCACUUUUUGACAUCCUGGCUCUUAUAGCAAGUGUGAUUAGGGAAGUACAUAAACUGAGACACAGCAUCCGGCUGUUUGUUCCCUCAAAACACCAUCAAGACGUUUCGCUAUUGAUCAGUGUCUGAAAUUCAUGUGUCCAAAGUUGAACAUGACACGAAAGGUUUGCACAGAUUUUCUUCACCCUGCAAAAUGAGUUGCAGAUUGCAGAGAUUUCAGAGAAAAUUAUUUACUCUGCGACAAAAUUUCUCCAGUUUAAAUGCUGCUGUGACUGGGCCCAACAGUAAUUUUAAUUUGGAGCCUUAUUCCUCAUUAAUUGUGAAAAAAAUGUAUUGACUUCUAAAGAGAAAUUUGGUGUUUUAGACUCAACCUGAACUGAAGAGCAGGAAAAACUCCACAGGGCCUUAUUUUUCCAUAUUUUUGGAUGUAAAUGAUUCAUACAGACCAAAAUGGGUAGGAUUCCUACAGAGAAAGACAUUUAUACUGAAAAGUAAGAUCCUUUUAGUUUAACUAGAAACAUCACUAUAUAUCACUACCAGACUCCAUUGACAAAAACAGGAACAUCAGUAGAAUCUGGUAGUGAUAUAUAGUGAUGUUUCUGGUUAAACAAAAAGGUGUUCUCAGUGGCAGGGUACGCCGCUCUUGCUCAAUACUUAACUGAUUCCAAAGGUUUUUGUCCCUAUCAAUCAUUUAUACCCAAAAACAUGAGAGAAUAAGGCCCAGGUUCAAAAAUUAGUUCAAAAGGAGUUAUCCUUUAAGGGAAAAGACAGAGGAACCUCAGGAGAGUUACAUUAAAAAGUUGUAACAAUAAUAGAAACACAAAGUGCAACUUCACUGCCACUUUCCUGCACUACAGAGUUCAGUACUCUCGCAGGAAUAAACAGGUUUUAAAUAUGGUUGUGCCUUCCUCAAAAGGCAGCUGGGAGUUUAUUGUACUGAAAAAGGGGGUCACAGGAGGAGAAAGCUCUACUGCCUGGAGGGGUUUAUCUUAGGAUGACAAGACGUCUUUCCUGCUGAGACGUUACAGCAUGUGAAGGAGUGUAGGGAGAGUGAUAAGGCUCAUUAAGUGUGGUGGAGCUAGACUGUAAUUUUAUAUGUGAGGAGGAGCACUUUAAAAUUAGCACUUGCAGGGACAGAAUGCUCUUUUUAGAAAGGGAAGUAUUUAAGCCAGAGAAAAGGACGUUAACAGUAGUCAGCGCUCGCUGUGAAAUUAAGCGAUCCUCGUGACGCCACACAAACACACAUUACUCAUCUGGUCUGAACUCACUGAGGUGCGUUUGAUUUACAACACUGCAGGAACAAACUGAGUCAUCAGACAUGUUCACACAGGCAUUUAUUCUUUUCUGCUUAUUUCAACACAGUCAUGCCUACAGUUCAGUCCAGUGGUUCUCAACCUGGAGCUUCACACUCAAAAUUAGUCCAAGGGAUCACAAGAUGAUUAACAAGAGAGGAAAUAAGAAAGGACUUCUCUGGGACAGGAAUUCUGAUUAUUUUAUUUACGUUUUUCCUAUACUGAAUGUUUUUAUAUGCUCAGACCUCUGAAAAUGUCAGAGACACAGACAGAUACUGAGCUUUAGAUACCUUUAUUACCUUUUAUACCUUUAUUUAUGCACUUCCCAACAAAAACAAAGCAGCCAAGCAGCUUGUAUUUCUAUGGAAGCCCUUUUUCCAUCACUGAGGAAAAAAAUAAUGAUAAGAAUCCUGUAAUUCAUUAUUAUGAGAAAUUUUCUCAAAAUAAUGACUUCAUAUUUCUAAAUAAUGACUAUCUAAGAUUAAGUUAUUAUUCAUUAUUUUAAGAAAGUUUCUCAUCACAGCAACUUAAAGCAACUUUUUCCAUACAUUUCUCUGCUGCUAAACCUAGUGUAGCUUCUGACUACACAACAACAGAGAAAAAUGUUACUUCUGAUUGAAUAGAAGUAGUAGAACUCAGUUCUUUUGUAUUGGUAAAAGAAACAACAACAAAGCACUUAAUAUUGACUUUAGAGGUAUAUAAAAUAGAUUGAAUACAAAUGUACAUAACAAUGAUAAUAAUCAACAUAAAUACAAUAAACCAAUUAAAAAACAUGAAAAAUAGAAAUAAAGUAACCCAACUUUUACAUAAAUUAAAAUACACUUAAAAAUACCUCAAAGGCGCCACCUGGUGGUAGAAGCUGUGCAAUACAUGCAGAAAAAUCAGGACUACAUUAAAUACCAACUUGUGAAAAAGCAGCAUAAACAAACAUGUUACUUUAGUAAAUUUGUAAUUUCAUCUGUCAGUUGAAUUAUAUUUAAAAAAUAUUGGAUAAUUCUUUGUUUUAAAGGGUCACAAGCCAAUAAAGGUUGGGAAUCACUGGUCUAUGACAAUCUGAUGACUGGGAAUCAAACCUCUAACAGCUGAACCCUCAGCUUAGUCGGUUUCUGUACAUAGUAUAUAUAUCUAUAUACAGCAUAUAGACGCUGAGAGCAGCUCCAGUAACCAAACAACAGGUGUGAUUCCUGUUUUAACACGGGGUCAGAGGAUCGGGAACGUCCUCGCUCAUGCUGCUUGGCAUUGAUCCACGACUCAUUUCACUCUUCUUCACAACUGAAACUCAGCGGCCUUCAGCAGAUUCUUCCCCUCACUCAAACUUUAUUUUUGCCAAAUAUCAGGUAUUUAUACUUUUGUACUGUUUGAUAUUAAAAACUCCUCUGUGCCAUGUUGAAACUACAGUGACUGCAGGUUUCAGUCACACCUGAGAUGUUAGACCUCAGUCUAAUUUUUACAUUUCUUCUUAAUGUUUCAUUACACUGUAAAACACCACAGACGACACUGAAUCCUACUUUGGACUUGACCUGACGUGAACUGUCACUGCUCGGUAAGACUGGUUCUUGAAGGAAAUAUAUUAAAAGUCAUAAAAAACUGAAAAAUUGUAAUGUGUUAAUUGAUGGUCUCAUUAUGAGCUCCCUAACUUGGAUUUAAUCUUCUUUAAUGGUUUGGGAGUUAAUGUAUUUUGUCUUUAAACCAUAGAAAAGGUUACAUUUUUUCUAUCUAAGUCAACAUGAAGACAAAAUGCUACCUUGAAAUUAUGAGGUAAGUUAUUGUCAGAAAUAUUGCAUUUG
Molecule: messenger RNA, 4777 nt
Organism: Lates calcarifer (barramundi perch)
Lineage: Eukaryota; Metazoa; Chordata; Actinopteri; Centropomidae
Gene: cpm
Product: carboxypeptidase M
Exons: 10
Coding region: 162-1550 (462 amino acids)
Biological process (GO): proteolysis
Cellular component (GO): cell surface
Molecular function (GO): zinc ion binding; metallocarboxypeptidase activity
Source: RefSeq, a predicted model, not a curated record